This is a messenger RNA of Alosa sapidissima (American shad), 3150 nucleotides long. RefSeq names its product neuroligin 3a (gene nlgn3a). Lineage: Eukaryota; Metazoa; Chordata; Actinopteri; Clupeiformes; Clupeidae. Gene Ontology annotation, biological process: synaptic vesicle endocytosis; presynaptic membrane assembly; postsynaptic membrane assembly. The coding region runs from base 457 to 3123 and encodes 888 amino acids. The record is from RefSeq and is a predicted model, not a curated record. Gene Ontology annotation, cellular component: postsynaptic specialization membrane; synapse; cell surface. Gene Ontology annotation, molecular function: neurexin family protein binding; signaling receptor activity. The transcript is spliced from 8 exons.
CUCCAUAGGAGAACAACGCUGAAAAUCUGAACGGAGUGUCAAUAAUGAAACAUCGUUUCCGCUGCAACCGACCAAGUGAAUUCCACCCACAGUAGCAUAAAAUGAAAUCUGAGAGAAAUGCUUAGGAUUACAACUAGUAAAAAGACUUCUACUGAAACAAAAUACCAGUAAUGGAUUUGAUAGUUCGGCAAAACAGGAUAACUGAUUUGACAAGACCACUGGACAGUGAAUGAAGACCCAUCUGGAGAGGAACUGAGAGGUUUUGGGCAUUUUUUUCUUUUUCCGUUCUUUUUUCCCGUUAAAAGCUGCUCAGCCCACUUGUGACCGAUGGGGGCAGCGGGAUCUCUGGACUGAGUGCAGCUAGCGGCUCUAGCUGAUAGUGAGAGAGAGAGAGAGUUAAAAAAAGAAGGUGUGUAUGUUGGUGUCUUGCCUUCGCAGUCUUUGUUACGACGGACCAUGUGGUUUUCGCCGAGGAGAAAUCGUCCCUCUGUCGCACACCUUCAGGACUCCGUCAGUGGCGGCGGCGGCGACACCAGGCAGGGCACCACUCUCGCCGCGUCGCUGCUGUGGAUAUUGAUCCUGUCCUGGUGCUCGGCGUUCGCACGAGGCCAGAGCUACCACCAGCCCGUGGCCAACACCAAUUACGGGAAGCUGCGUGGCGUGCGCGUGCCGCUGCCCAGCGAGAUCCUGGGGCCCGUGGACCAGUACCUGGGAGUUCCCUACGCCGCUCCGCCGGUGGGCGAGAAGCGAUUCCUGCCCCCGGAGCCGCCCUCCUCCUGGUCAGGGAUCAAAAACGCCACCCACUUUGCCCCUGUGUGUCCGCAGAACAUCCACAACGCCGUGCCGGAAAUCAUGAUGCCAAUCUGGUUCACCUUUAACCUGGAUAUAGUUGCUACAUACAUACAGGAUCAGAACGAGGAUUGUUUGUACUUGAACAUCUAUGUUCCAACUGAGGAUGUCAAAAGAAUAUCCAAGGAAUGUGCCAGAAAACCCAACAAGAAAAUAUGUAGAAAAGGAGGGCCGCAUUCGAAAAAACAGGGAGAGGAUUUGUCUGAUAACGACGGUGAUGAAGACGAAGACAUUCGAGACCAAGGUGCCAAGCCCGUCAUGGUGUACAUCCACGGAGGCUCGUACAUGGAGGGGACUGGGAACAUGAUUGACGGCAGUGUGCUGGCCAGCUAUGGGAACGUCAUUGUGAUCACGCUCAACUUCCGAGUCGGAGUACUGGGCUUCCUGAGCACCGGUGACCAGGCCGCCAAGGGCAACUACGGGCUGCUGGACCAGAUCCAAGCUCUGCGCUGGAUCAGCGAGAACAUCGGCUACUUUGGCGGCGACCCGAAGCGCAUCACCGUGUUCGGCUCGGGCAUUGGAGCGUCCUGCGUGAGCCUGCUCACUCUGUCCCACCACUCCGAAGGGCUCUUCCAGAGGGCCAUCAUCCAGAGCGGCUCUGCCCUGUCAAGCUGGGCCGUCAACUACCAGCCCGUCAAGUACACGCGCAUGCUGGCGGAGAAGGUGGGCUGCAACGUGCUGGACACCAUGGACAUGGUCGACUGCCUGAGGAAGAAGAGCGCCCGCGAGCUGGUGGAGCAGGACAUCCAGCCGGCGCGCUACCACGUGGCAUUCGGCCCGGUGAUCGACGGCGACGUCAUCCCCGACGACCCCGAGAUCCUGAUGGAGCAGGGCGAGUUCCUCAACUACGACAUCAUGCUGGGCGUCAACCAGGGCGAGGGCCUGCGCUUCGUGGAGAACGUGGUGGACUCGGAGGACGGCGUGUCGGGCAACGACUUUGACUUCUCCGUCUCGGACUUCGUGGACAGCCUGUACGGCUACCCGGAGGGCAAGGACACGCUGCGCGAGACCAUCAAGUUCAUGUACACGGACUGGGCUGACCGGGACAACCCGGAGACGCGCCGCAAGACGCUGGUGGCGCUCUUCACCGACCACCAGUGGGUGGAGCCCUCAGUGGUGACGGCCGACCUGCACGCGCGCUACGGCUCACCGACCUACUUCUACGCCUUCUACCACCACUGCCAGAGCCUGAUGAAGCCUGCCUGGUCGGACGCGGCCCAUGGAGACGAGGUGCCCUACGUGUUCGGCAUCCCAAUGAUCGGCCCCACUGACCUGUUCCCUUGCAACUUCUCCAAGAACGACAUCAUGCUCAGUGCCGUGGUCAUGACCUACUGGACUAAUUUUGCCAAGACUGGAGAUCCCAAUAAGCCCGUGCCCCAGGACACCAAGUUCAUCCACACCAAGGCCAACCGCUUCGAGGAGGUGGCCUGGUCCAAGUACAACCCCCAGGACCAGCUGUACCUGCACAUCGGCCUGAAGCCGCGCGUGCGUGACCACUACCGCGCCACUAAGGUGGCCUUCUGGAAGCACCUGGUGCCCCACCUGUACAACCUGCACGACAUGUUCCACUACACGUCCACCACCACCAAGGUGCCGCCGCCCGACACCACGCAGAACUCGCUCUCCACCCGCCGGCCCAACGGCAGCAACAAGGCGUGGCCGUUCAACACCAAGCGGCCGCCCAUGUCGCCGGCGUACAACAGCGAGAGCGGCAAGGAGCCGUGGAACAGCGAGGAGGCGGCGGGCCCGCUGGUGGUGGAGAACCCGCGCGACUACUCCACCGAGCUGAGUGUCACCAUCGCCGUGGGCGCCUCGCUGCUCUUCCUCAACGUGCUGGCGUUCGCCGCGCUCUACUACCGCAAGGACAAGCGCCGGCAGGACUCACAGCACCAACCGGCCAGCCCGGGGGCGGCCGCCGCGCAACAGCGGCAGGCCACCGCCAACGACAUCGGGCACCACGGCCCCGAGGAGGAGAUCAUGUCGCUGCAGAUGAACCAGACGCACCACGAGUGCGAGGCCAGCAUGCCGCCGGCGGGCAUCGGCGGGGGCGGUGUCGGCGUCGGGGUGGGCGACCCGCUGCGGCUGGCCUCGCUGCCCGACUACACGCUGACGCUGCGCCGCUCGCCGGACGACAUCCCGCUCAUGACGCCCAACACCAUCACCAUGAUCCCCAACUCGCUGGUGGGCAUGCCCAACCUGCACCCGUACAACACCUUCACGGCCGGCUUCAACUCCACCGGCCUGCCCCACUCACACUCCACUACCCGCGUAUAGCUUUAAGGAGCCGAGCAGGAGCCUAGG